This is a messenger RNA of Bursaphelenchus xylophilus (pine wood nematode), 5396 nucleotides long. Lineage: Eukaryota; Metazoa; Nematoda; Chromadorea; Rhabditida; Aphelenchoididae. The record is from the annotation of a GenBank genome assembly.
AUGCAAAAUUUGAUCCCCAUCGACGAUUUUUACAGGUAAUUUUUAUGUUUUCACUUUCAAAUAUUGGUAAAAUCUUUCUAUAAGAAAAGGGGCAAAAAAUAAAUUUGUUAUAAAAGUUUGUUAUAAGGUUGUUAAUUUUGGCGAAAAAUUGACUCUGAAGGCAUUUGAAACUGUUUGCUAUCAGUCUCAUUAUUUUCCCGACAGACUGAUAGACUGUUUUUGCUGAAAGUUCCUGCAUUCAGUGCCUAAAACAUCCAAAAAUUGCCUUUAGAUCUCCCGCCCGUCAUUAUGGCGGCGCUUUCAACGAGCAUCGACUGUUUGGAGGCCAAUGCGUAGCACAAAUGUAUCUGGCAACCAAAAGGUUGCGUCCUGGAUUCCUCCCAAACAGAAUUGAUGUCAAAUUUUUGCGACCCGGAACAACGUUGGACCCUGUUGAUUACUUUGCGCCUAAUUUGGAGAUGGACUCACAUCAUGUUGUUUUGGAGGCAAAACAAAGUGGGAAAGUGCUGAACAGAGGGCAUUUAAGGGUAAGCUGAAUUUUUAUCGAUUUUUUGGGGGUGUUUGGUGUGAAGAGGGAGCCUUGGAAAGAGGCCACUUUGGCCAAGAAAUCACCCUAACAAAGAAGGCAUCUUGGUGAAUAGGGCACUUUAGCGAUGAGGACACCUUCACAGAGAGGCCACUGUGACAAUGAGGGCACCUUGGCAAAAGGGGUGUCUUGGCGAAGAGUGCGCCAAGCGAAAAGGGCACUUUGGCGAAGAGGGCACCUUGAAAAAAUGGACAUCUUGGUGAAGACGCCACCUCGGCGAAGAGGGCACCCAAGUUUUUCGAAGAGCGCCUUGAAAAACAGAUACGGCUAAAGGGGAUCAAGGCUUGGCUAUGCCUCAAAAAAUUUAUAUUGAAGAUCGAUUCUAGCGUUUUCUUUCGGGCGAAGGGUUUCAAUUCAAAGUUCGCCUUGGUCACCUCUUGCUAUAUCAUUUAUGGCUGACCAAAAGCAAAUCAUGCUUACAAAAACCCGCCUCGGUCCUCCCUCCCCCCUUGCCAUACCCUUUUUUCAUAACGUUCACUCUUCCUCAAGUGCCGUCUUCGCCGAGGGCCCUCUUAAAAAAAAUUUGGUGCCCUCUCCAUCAAGGUGUCCUCAUUGGACCAAAGCUUCUUUUGAGGAACGAUCUCAAGGCUUUGCUCGGCCUCUAGCUGUUUCUUAAGUUUUUCCCCGACGUUCACACACUGAUACAGUGAAAAAAUUGGCUAUUGAACAACGGUAAACCCAUCUUUUUACUGUUCCCCAUUUCAGGUGGCCAACAAAAAAUACGCAAAAGGCGACACGGUGAAGCCUCUAAAAUCAUUUGAUGUAACAACCCUUCCCCCGCCUGCUGAAUGCUCCGAGCGUUCGACAAUGAUCGCGCCGUCGUAUGUCAAUGCGUGGUUGGAGAGCCAUGGCUAUCAAAAACCUUAUACGGAUGGUCUGGAAAGAGAGAGCGUAUUUGAAAUCCGACCAAUUCGGCUGUAUGAUUACGAAAAAGAAAGGCGACAGCAACCGUUGCUGAUGUGGAUGAGGCUCUCCAAUUCUGUUAGAGGUGAGAAUGUAGCCUGUGAUUUUUGACAGGGGAAGUGCGUGAAAAUAGGCCUAAAUUUAGAUUAUUUUUCCUAUGUAAGACUGUGUGUAGGUUUCUAGCUUGCAGUUUGUGGUAUUCUAUUGGUAACAACUGAGAUUUUUAGUCAAAAUUUUGACAAAAAUUAGGAACUUUUUUGCGAAUUUUGGCAUGAAAAUUAUCAUUCAUAUUUCUUACAGUGUAGAGCAAUGUUUCUGAAAAAAUUUUUAUUUUUUCAAAAUUGGCAUAGAUACCGCCAAAAAUGCUUUCCUUUCUCACCGCUCUCCGCAUUUAGCGCAGUCUCUCUUCCCCAAUAAUUGAAUAUCUCGGUUCUCCUUGCAAAUUGCGGGCUAAACUUUCCAUUGUAUCUGAUAUGUAGACUAUGCCUACAUGUACACCAAAGUAUCAGUCUGUCGGGAAAAUAAUGUGGAUUUGUCACUUCUUAGAAUCCGCCAUCAUCGCUUUGCGACGGCUAGCCGCGGCUGGGGAUUUGCAAGCCUUGACAUUUUGCUACGACAAAUUCACAUUAUUUUCCCGACAGACUGAUAAAACAAUACCUCAGCGUAGCAUCUCAGACGCUUUUUUUAUAAAUUACAUAAUACUUUGAGAAAGUUCCUUAUUCUGGCCACAACAAAGGUACUUUGCGAACUGCGCCCAAGCUUGGGAACUAAAGAAAAAAACCGUUUUGACCUAACUAACACUGAAUUACUGUAAUAGCUCUAUAGUUUUAAGGGUACCUACGAAGACGACUCAUUUAGUUCCAUACGGAGGCAAUAAGUUUAGUUCCGGACAUGUCUCAUCGUAUAAAGUGUAAAAUCUCAGGCUGCAGCCGUUUUUGAAGGGCAAGGUGGUACGUAAAAAAGAAGGUACCUCACAAACUGAGUCCACUGUCCGAGCAUUGACAACGAUGAACAGAGCCUACACGCUAAAUUUGAGCUAAUUCUGACCAGUUUCCGCAAAGUUAUAAGUUGUGGCCAGAAUAACGAACUUUUACCCAUACUUUUAGACUGCGAAGUUGAUGACCCAUUAUUUGCUCCAUUGAUUUUCUCCGACUUCUUGGUUGGCCUCCCGGCGGAAGUGAUAUUGAACGAAAAGCCAGGUCAUAUGAUUCCCAGUAUGGCCUCCAUGGAUCAUAAAGUCAUCAUUCAUAAGCACGAUGGGUUUGAUGUAAGUGGUAUUUUGAAAAAUGUAAAUUGAUGUCAUUUUUUUAGCCUAAGGCCUUUUUCGUUGUAAUGCAGCAAGUUGAAGUCGCAACUGAUAUGGUCAUUUUGCAUGGGACAAUAAUGACAAAACAAGGGAAGCCCGUUAUAAGUUAUGUCCAGCAGUCUUUGUAUCAAAAAUUGUUGCCAUUGACAGCAAAAUUGUAGUAAAUUCGAACUUAUUUGUUGCUCCACGGAGACGGUUUGAAAACAAUAUCUAUAUAACGGAAGAAGUGCUGAAAAGUGCGCUGCUUAGAUUUCGAUAAUACUUGACACAACUAUAGAUCAACUUUUAUCAAGGUCCUUGACAAAAGUUGAUCUAAAUUUAGCCCGCGCUUUGCAGAAACGACGGAGAUUUUCAAAUCGAAAGUAGGCAAAAAUGUGAUUUUUUUUUACGAAUUUUGGCACCAAAGCUCCGUGCCUAUUUCUACUGUAGAGGUAACGUUUCCACAAAAACAAAACCAAUUGUUUUUGCUCAAAACUAGCAAGGAUACGGCCAAAAAAUAUUUUUAUCUCUGACCGCUCUCCACGUUUUGCGUACUCUCUGGGCGGCAAAGAUCGUUUAGAGAUUCGUUUAAAAUAGUUUCCACCAAAAAUUCCAUCAGUUUUUUUCCACACAAAAUAUAUAGCAAAAAUAUGGCCAAAAAGAGUUUUUUCUCUCUUCAUCUCUCAUUUUUUGGCCUGCUCUCUCGGCGGCCAAGAUCGUUGAAUAUCUCAGCUGCUCCUGCAAAAAAAAAACGCCUAUUGCACAGUGCAAAGUCAACGUUUGUUUUCUCACAGUGCAUGUCGCGGAUUUUUGUCCGGCGACUUUCCGAAAGGCCUAGUUGAAAAGAGUAUUUGUUGCUCUAUUGCUCAAACUUCUGCAACAAAAUUCACGGACUACAAGGUCCAGUUAAGAUUCAGAUGAAUCCUGUCUUCGGAGAGUUCGAUUGAACCCAUAUCGGCCCUGAAUUCCAUCGCCAUUGUUCGCCGCUGAAUGGUCGACAUUGUGAAGUCUGUUUGCAGUUUUAGUCAAAUGAUCAUUUUUUGUCGGAGAAAGGGUUAUGAACCCUAAUGUUUGCAUAGAAAGAUGUGGAAAUAAGUGGAAGAAUAGAAGGCUUACGAUAUUAAAACUUGUAAACGACAAAUUUACAAUACAUUUUCAGCUAAACUAGCAGAUUUUGAGUAUAAUCAAGCUUAAAAAAUUGUUUAAAUUAUUUCAGUUUUUAACAGUGAUAUAAGGUAUAUUAAAGGUUACAGUAAUCCCGAAAGAUGAAAAGAUACAAAAAUUGUUUCAAUUACGAAAACGUUGGCCAACGUCGAAAACAGCAACACGAAAAGUUUUGGGGCCAGAGAGCUAUCACUUAGCCCAUAAUAACGGCCAGUCUGUAAAAUACAUAAUGUUACAGUAUUCCUAGAGUUUUUGAAAUUUCGCGAAACCCCUUGGCGCUUUUCAUCAGCAUGCUCUGGCCCUUCUACAGGCCAAGUUUCAUGAAAUUUGGUGGAUCGUUGCAGCAAUUUCCAGGCCUUGUGGAGGGAAGCUACAGUCUGUAAAAAACUCUGUUUUAAACAACAUCUAAAUUUGUUCAUUAUAGGCAAAUUUUGUUGUAAUAGAGUCCGUGGUAAAAGCUCCUUAUUCUGGCUACAACUUAUAACUUUGCGGAAACUGCUCAGAAUUAGCCCAAAUUUGGCGUGCACGCUCAAUUCAUUGCUGUCAAUCCCCGGACAAUGGAUUUAGUUAGUGAAGUGCCUUCUUUUUUUCGUACCACCUUACCCUUGAAAAAACAGCUGCAGUCUGCGAUUUUACACUUUAUACGAUGAAACCUGUCCGGAACGAAACUUAUUGCCUCCGUGUCGAACUAAAUGAGUCGUCAUAGACUUCAUAAGUACCCUUAAAGUUAUAUAGCCACUCUACUAAUUCAGUGUCAGUUAAAUUACCGGUCGAAGCCUUUUUUCCUAACUUUGGUUUCCAAGCUUGGGCGCAAUUCGCAGAGUACCUUUGUUGUGGCCAGAAUAAGGAACUUUUCAGGCACAGGCUACUUUUGUGCAAGUACCUUCUGCAUUCAUUGCCAAAUUUUUUCACUUGUUUUUUUUACAAUCCCUCUAAAGUCAACUGUUUGAAAAUGCAGCGUAAUUCAAAUAUUUGCCGAUAUAACAGGUUGGGUCGGGUAGAGUAAACAUUCGAGAAUUAACAAGAAAGUUACAGUCAAAACAAACAAUUGGUUUGAGCUGUCUUGUGCAAUUUAGAAUGGAUUUUCUGGAUCUUUCCACAAAAAAAGGCAAAAAAAAUAAUUGAAAUGGGUGGGUCCUUAAGUAAAAUUCAACAAAAUCAGCGCAAUUUUGGGGGUAUUUAAAGCAGAAAAGUUCGAAAUUUUAAGUCAUCAACAAUUUUGAACACUAGAUUUGCCUCUACUCCUCUAAUAUCACCAUUAAAAUGGCCUUCUCCCGUGUUGCCCUCUGCCUGCUCGCCAUUCUGUUGAUCGGCAUGGUCAUGGAACAAGCGACCGCGCAAUAUUACUACGGCUACGGCUAUGGCUACCCGUACUACGGCUACGGAUACUAUGGAAAGAGAGCCGCCGGCUUCGGACCUGUUGUCGGAGAGAACAUUGUCAGCCCAGUGCGAGAUUAA